GAGAUGACCCCUCAGAGAACAUCUAAAACCUUCCCCUGCCCAGAGACUCUUCAGGGUGAGAGCAGCCAACCUAUGGGUCAUUUUGGCUCAGCCAUCACCGUUCUCCCGGACCUGACUGCCGACCAGUAUCCUGAAUUAGCUAUAGGGGCUCCCUUAGAGGACAAUGGUCGAGGAGCUCUGUACAUCUUCCCAGGAAAACCUGGUGGCUUCAGGACUUCUUAUAUACAGCGCAUUUCAGGAAGUCUUCUGGGAGGUGGAGCUCAGUUCUUUGGAAGGUCAGUGGCUGGUGACAAAGACAUGACAGGCGAUGGUCUGCCAGAUGUGACGGUGGGGGGUGAAGGCAUCGCUGUCAUACUGAGAUCUCGGCCCGUACUCCAGGCUUCGGUGUCCAUGACAUUCAGUCCCCGCAAGUUUCCACUUUCUUCAUUUGAAUGUGGAGAAAAAAUCCAACGACACACGACAGAGAUAAAUGUCUGCUUCAACAAUGAGCUAAAGAGCCGCGGAGGUGAGGCACGGAGCAGUCGCAAGUUUCCACUUUCUUCAUUUGAAUGUGGAGAAAAAAUCCAACGACACACGACAGAGAUAAAUGUCUGCUUCAACAAUGAGCUAAAGAGCCGCGGAGGUGAGACCUCGGCCUCGGUACAGUACACCCUUCUGUUGGAUGCGGGCCGUACCCAGACUCGCGCCGUCUUCUCUGACACCCCACAACCCAACACCCGUAUGAUAAAUUCAUCUCAGGAACUCCAAAGAAGACAACAGUGCAUUGAAUACAAGAUUGUCCUUCCUGACUGUGUGGAGGACUCUCUCUCUCCUCUCCGUGUCAGUCUCAGUUUCUCAUUGAUUGGAAAUCCUGUUCUUAGUGAGGACUCUCGGAACAACCACUUAGGAGAGAUUCCCUUUGAGAAGAACUGUGGUGUGGACGGGGUGUGUGAGGACGACCUGAGGAUGAGUCUGACCUUCAGCAGUCUCUACCUGGUGGUCGGAUUGUCUCUGGAUGUGAACCUGACAGUGUCAGUGACCAAUGCCGGGGAGGAAUCAUACAAUACUCGUGUCCUCAUCCCCUUCCCCCCAGACCUCUCUUACCGCAGGGUGUCUCUUAUACAGAGUAACAAGCGAGUGACAAUUACAUGUUCAUCAGAGGAGACCCAGAGAGUGCUGACCUGUGGGGUGAACAGACCGCUGCUGAGACCCAACACUACGGCUAUCUUCUUGGUCAGUUUUCAUGUUGCACCAACAGCGUCUUUGGGAGACUCCUUAGCCAUGGUGGCCAAUGUAACCAGUGACAAUGGGGGGUUCCCCAAUGAUCUCAUGAAGUCUUCUACCACCAUAAAAGUGCAGUACUCGGUCUACCUGACCAUCACCAGCCUUGAAGAGUCCAGUAAAUAUGAGAACUUUACAUCCCUGGAGCCGAGCAUCAAACACGUCUACACGGUGAAGAAUCUCGGGGUACACCCGCUCCCUCUCUCUGUCACCUUCCUGAUUCCUGUCCGUCUUGGGGAAAGCACCGUCUGGGACAAGCCCAACAUCACCAGUUCUGAGCCUCAGGUCACCAGAUGUAGAACAAUAAAUGAACCUGAAGGGCCACAGAACCCCCGGGAGCUCCUGAGGACCAGUCCAGUUCUGAACUGCUCCGUCGGGACGUGUCUCAGAUCCGUUUGUAACAUCAGCAAUAUGGCGCUUGGGGAAGUGGUGACGUUCACCAUCAGCGGACCAGUGACCAAGGACUGGGAGACGCAGACUGAUCAGCAGAAAGUGACCCUCCAGAGCGCGGCCGAAAUUCACUAUGACCGGCAGAUGUAUUUCAUGGAGCAGAACUUCACCCGAGCUCAGGCUCAGACGGUGCUGGAGGUGAUCGUUCAGUAUAACUACCUACCUAUAAUAGUUGGGAGCAGUAUCGGAGGAUUGGUCCUCCUGGCGCUGAUCACUGCCGGCCUCUACAAGCUUGGAUUCUUUAAGCGUCAAUACAAACAGAUGCUGGAAGACACAGAAGGUGAAAAUGCAGCAAACAAUGGACCUGUGGACGCCCCAACCAGCGGAGGCCCGGAAUGAGGAGGCCGUGUAUAACCUGUGUCGGUUCUUAUAGGACAUCAAGCUUCUCCAUAUCCCCCCCACCCCCCAGUAUUUUCUGACUCCGCCCAUACUCUGCACAUAAAUGGAACAUUACCCUCCCAUAAUCCUCUCCUCUAGCCAUCCAGCUGAGGACAAAAUAAAUGUCUUAUUAGGAAAUAAUUUUAUA
Molecule: messenger RNA, 2236 nt
Organism: Hyla sarda
Lineage: Eukaryota; Metazoa; Chordata; Amphibia; Anura; Hylidae
Product: integrin alpha-M-like
Biological process (GO): integrin-mediated signaling pathway; cell-cell adhesion; cell adhesion mediated by integrin
Cellular component (GO): external side of plasma membrane; integrin complex
Molecular function (GO): integrin binding
Source: RefSeq, a predicted model, not a curated record